CUUAAUCCUUUUCUGCAUUUGCUUCAAUUUUGCAUUCGGAUAUUUCUAUCCUAAUAAAAUAGGAUUAAUUUGAUCUACAAUAAUAACAGUCAAAGGUUAAAGCCCUUACCGAAGUGGACAUGCUGUUGGCUGUGUUUCACGAGUUCGCUCACCCAGAAGUCCUCAAAGAGGUCGAAAAGCAGGGAAUUUGCGACGUCGAAGUACGCCCAGAACCAACUCUCACUGCAACUACCCCAGAGGAGCAGCAGCUUCUGCGCACCAAUGCGAAGCUCAUGACCAUGAAUCGUUGCAUUACAGGCCUAGCGACCCCUUCUGAAACUUUCACCCAGGACGAAGUCAUGCUCAUGCAGGAGGAAGUUGACAGAAAGUUGGACGCCUUAGUUCGUUUAGGAUUCAAAGUGGAGGAAAGGCAUCCAAGGACCUCAGCGGGAUACGCUAUGCUGGAUCGAGUAAUUCUCACUUUUCCUGAAUAAAAGCUCGUUUAAGAUUCAUGUGCGUGACGUGUCCACAAUGAAAUACAUUAGUCUGGUAUCGUUUGAAUAGUAUAUAUAUACAUAUAUAUGCGCAUAUAUGUAUUCAAAUGACCGAUCUUGUUUUUCAGCUUUACUAAUAUCUGCAUCCUAAGUUGCACGGCAAAGUAUUUAAAAAAAAAUGAAA
Molecule: messenger RNA, 657 nt
Organism: Phytomonas sp. EM1
Lineage: Eukaryota; Euglenozoa; Kinetoplastea; Trypanosomatida; Trypanosomatidae
Source: the annotation of a GenBank genome assembly